Messenger RNA from Suricata suricatta (meerkat), 2651 nucleotides. RefSeq names its product NUF2 component of NDC80 kinetochore complex (gene NUF2). Lineage: Eukaryota; Metazoa; Chordata; Mammalia; Carnivora; Herpestidae. Gene Ontology annotation, molecular function: protein-containing complex binding. The coding region runs from base 122 to 2443 and encodes 773 amino acids. The transcript is spliced from 18 exons. The record is from RefSeq and is a predicted model, not a curated record. Gene Ontology annotation, cellular component: kinetochore; Ndc80 complex. Gene Ontology annotation, biological process: mitotic spindle organization; attachment of mitotic spindle microtubules to kinetochore; kinetochore organization.
AAGUUUGAAAAGAGUCGACGGUUGAUGCCGGCUGACUUCUGCCUUGGGCUGCAGCGGCUCCCGGGGCUCCCGGCUCUCCUGCGGGCGGCUGGCGGACUCCGCCGAGCAGGACCUUCCCAGGAUGGAAACUUUGUCUUUCCCCAGAUACAAUGCAGCGGAGAUUGUGGUUCAUAUUCGCAACAAAAUCUUAACAGGAGCUGAUGGUAAAAACCUCUCCAAGAAUGAUCUUUAUCCAAAUCCAAAGCCCGAAGUCUUGCACAUAAUCUACAUGAGGGCCUUGCAGAUCGUGUACGGGAUCCGACUGGAGCAUUUUUACAUGAUGCCAGUGAACUCCGAGGUCACGUACCCACAUAUCAUGGAGGGCUUCCUACCGGUCAGCAAUCUAUCUAUCCAUCUGGACUCCUUUCUGCCCAUCUGUCGGGUGAAUGACUUUGAGAUUGCUGAUAUUCUGUAUCCAAAGGCAAAACGAACAAGUCGGUUUCUAAGUGGCAUCAUCAACUUUAUUCACUUCCGAGAGGCGUGCCGCGAGACAUACAUGGAGUUUCUUUGGCAAUAUAAAUCUUCUGUGGACAAAAUGCACCAGUUAAAUACGGCACACCAGGAGGCGUUAAUGAAACUGGAGAGACUUGACUCUGUUCCAGCUGAAGAGCAAGCGGAGUUCCAGCAGCUUUCGGAUGAUAUUCAAGAACUGCAGCAAUCACUGAAUCAGGAGUUUCGUCAAAAAACGAUAGUGCUACAAGAUGGAAAUUCCCAAAAGAAGUCCGAUAUUUCGGAGAAAACCAAGUGUUUGAAUGAACUAAAAUUGUCAGUAGUUUCUUUGAAAGAAGUGCAAGAGAGUUUGAAAACAAAAAUUGUGGAUUCUCCAGAGAAGCUAAAGAAUUAUAAAGAAAAAAUGAAAGAUACAGUCCAGAAACUUAAAAACUCCAGGCAAGAAGUGAUGGAAAAAUAUGAAAUCUACAGAGACUCCGUCGAGUGCUUGCCUUCCUGUCAACUGGAGGUGCAGCUAUAUCAGAAGAAAACACAGGACCUUGCAGAUAACCGGGAAAAACUAACCGGCAUCUUAAAGGAGAGACGGGACAGCAAACGGAGGCGAGCUGCGCGUGGUGCCGCCCCCAAGGGCUAUUACUUAAAGCAGAGCCCUGAGCUCCGCGCCCGCAGGCUGCUCGCUCCCGUUCCGCAGCCCAGCGGGACGGGAAGACGGGCGGGGCUUCGUCUACGCAGCCCAGACCACGUCCGUGAGUGCACGGAGGCGAGCGGCGGCACCAGAGGCUUCAGGCAAAGGAAGCAGAGGCGCGCCGGCCGGAAAGGGGAAAACCAGGACCUGAAACACCUCUGCCCGCACAGCACUGGGAGAUGCAUAAUUAAGUCCUCGCUAGCACGCCACGCCGGUGCCGCUCUGAGGUUACAGGAGCUCUGCACUCGGGGGGCGACAACGUCCGAGCUUUCCCCACGGGCCCCCCAGACAGGACAGCGAGGCGAGCCCGUACUCAAUCACCGCGCGCUUGUACUGCUUGACGUCCUCCUGCUGCUUGUUCAUCCGGAACUGCGCCGUGGCCAGCUUCUCCUUCCUCCCGACCAUCAGUCUCUUCAGGGAAUUUUCUUCAGCCUUCAACUUCUUCAGCUCGGACUCACCACUCUCAAUUUGGUCCUCCAAGAUGGUGUGAAGAUGAGGAAAACCCCGAGGGCCAGGCAGCUGACGCAGACCUUCCGGAGAGUCCCGGGAGGCGCCGGGGACGCUGGGAGUGGACGGGGCACCCGGCAAGGGGUCUGUGCGGUGCCGCUCAUCAGCGAGGAUGAGAACAGAGGGCUGUGUCGGGAGGACCGGCGUGCGUGUGUCAGGAGGACCGGCAAUGUGGCUUACAGCGAGCUUAGGAGAUACUUAAUCCCACUUCUUAACCAAGUCAGUCAGUCAGUCAGUAUUUCUCUGUUCUCACAGGUCCAGCAGUUAGGGAAGCGGUCACAGUGUUCGGUCACUGGAUUUGUGUCGUCCAGUGGGGUAGCUGCUGGCGGCAUAUGGCUAUUAACAUUUAUAUUUCAGUUAAUUGCAGUUUCAGUCCUCCCGAUGACUUCUUCAGUCUGUUUCUGUAGCUCUUCCGUGGGGAUCACGGCCAGAUGCAGGGGGUGUAGUGUCCGUCACCACCUGCCUGGUACAGAUGAGAAGCUCCAAAGUAAAACCUUUUCCUUGACAAUUAAAAGUCCGCUCCUGACAUCCUGGAAUCCAAGUCCCCGUUGCACGUCUCUGCUUUGCUCUGAGCCGCGUACUUUCUUCUUGUGUCUACACAGCCUGCAGAAGGAAGGUUGGAAACGAGAAAUCUUUCUGAGUUUGAAAGCUGCUUUGGAGAAGUACCAUGAGGGCAUUGAAAAGGCGGCAGAGGACUGUGGCGCCAAAAUCGAGGAGAAAACGGCCGAACUGAAGAAGAGCAUGUUCAGAACGUCGGCCUGAUGAACGCAGGCACCGGUCUCUGCCAGCAGCUCGUGGCCUUUCGGGUGUGGAAGCAGGACAGUUCGUGGAAGUUUCUGAAAGUAUUGGAAGCAGCACGUAGUGUUGGCUCAGCCAUGUUUAUAGGCUCUCAUAGGUUACUUUGUAAGAUAACACAUUUAAUGUAGACUUUUAUUAACUUACAAUUAAAAUAGCUUGCGCAGCUCUCCAU